This is a messenger RNA of Cucurbita moschata (crookneck pumpkin), 1417 nucleotides long. RefSeq names its product rhomboid-like protein 20. The transcript has 8 exons. Gene Ontology annotation, cellular component: membrane. Gene Ontology annotation, molecular function: protein binding; serine-type endopeptidase activity. NCBI's taxonomy places the organism in Eukaryota, Viridiplantae, Streptophyta, Magnoliopsida, Cucurbitales, Cucurbitaceae. The coding region runs from base 199 to 1074 and encodes 291 amino acids. The record is from RefSeq and is a predicted model, not a curated record.
GGGAGAACUCCCAAGGAAAAGGAAAAGGAAGAGGAAUUGAAAUAGUUGUUUCCAACCGAAAGGCGGAAGAGAAAUCGAGUUCCACUCCCAAGUUCUUCCCAGCAGACAACAAUUCAAAAUCAAAAUCGGAAUCGGAAUCGGAAUCAGAUUGAGAAGCCUCUGACCGUCUGAGCGGGUCGUUGCUUCCUCUCUAAGACGAUGAACGGCGGCCCGUCUGGUUUCAACAAUGCCCCUGUCACCCGGAGCUUCGUCGUCGCCUCCGCUCUUUUCACCAUUUUCUUUGGGAUCCAAGGCCGUUCAAUUAAGCUUGGCUUGUCCUAUCAGGAUGUGAUUGUGAAGCUUCGCAUUUGGAAGUUAGUAACGUCAGUUUUUGCCUUUUCAUCUACUCCUGAAUUGAUGUUCGGACUGUUUCUGCUCUAUUACUUCAGAGUAUUUGAAAGACAGAUAGGUUCCAACAAAUACUCGGUCUUUAUUUUGUUCUCUAUAAUAACCUCUUUACUUUUUGAGGUCCUUGCGAUAUCAUUACUUAAAGAUCCUGCAGCGAAUCUAGUUACUUCUGGACCUUAUGGUCUUCUAUUUGCUUCCUUUGUACCCUUCUUCUUUGAUAUUCCUGUUUCAACUCGGUUCCGUGUAUUUGGAGUUCGUUUCUCUGACAAGUCUUUCAUAUAUCUGGCUGGUCUUCAGCUCCUACUGUCCUCGUGGAGAAGAUCCAUCUUACCAGGGAUAUGCGGAAUUCUUGCUGGUUCCUUAUAUCGUUUGAAUGUAUUUGGCAUCCGCAAGGCCAAGUUUCCAGAGUUCGUCAGUUCAUUUUUUUCCCGGUUUUCUUUGCCAUCCGCGGGAAAUCCUCCAGCAGCCCCAACUAGAGAUGUUAGAGGAAACAUGCCAUCUUUCGUGGGCCGCCAGGUUGAGAGGAGCCAUCCUCCUGUGCCAACUGCCACAGAACCACCAGAGGACUCCAUUGCCACACUUGUUUCGAUGGGGUUCGACAGAAACUCAGCGAGGCAGGCCCUUGUGCAUGCUGGAAAUGACGUUAACAUUGCGACAAGCAUACUUCUUGAAUCACAAUCGCACUAAUUUCAUGGAAAUUUUUCUCGGUAUAUGAAACCUUUGACGUCCCCAGUUCUGAGAACAGUCAAAUUCAGUAUCCAGGGUUGAUGGUCCGACACACUUGCAUUUGCUGACAACUGAGUUUUGAUAGGUUGCAGAAACUCAUCAGGCUGUUUCUCUUAACUCUCUUUUCGGUUUCCCUUUUGUUCGUAUCGUAGCUGUCAAAUUUUCUUAAUACUUGAUGUCUGACUACAGAUGAUUGCUUAGUUUGUACGUACGAAGUUAAGCUGGUAGAAGUAUUUGUGGAAGCAGAAUGUGCAGAAUUCUUUUGUUCUGUGAUAGCUAUAAAAGUUGCAGAUUCGUACAGAAA